CCCUCUGAAUUCAUAAUCAUUCACAGUUGUUCAAGCAAAAUACACACAGACAAAGAAGAAGAAGAAGAAGAAGAAGAAGAAGAAAAUGGCGGCUCUACGGAGUUCGUUUACGUCGCUAAAUCUGUCGGCAAACUCUUUCCUCGGCCAAAGCUUCGCCCCCUCUAUCCACCUUCCUGCGGUUAAAUCAAAAGAGCAGCCGAUUUCAAUCGUCUCAAAGCUUAAACGAUGGGAGCGAAAAGAGUGCAAACCAAACAGCUUGCCGGUGCUACACAAGAUGCACGUCAAACUCGGUGACACCAUAAAAGUCAUUUCUGGAAAGGACAAGGGCAAAAUCGGCGAAGUCGCCAGAAUUAUUACACACAACAGCAGCAUUGUAAUAAAGGAUAUCAACUUGAAGACGAAGCAUGUGAAGAGCAAGGAAGAGGGAGAACAAGGCCAGAUAAUCAAGAUCGAAGCACCAAUUCACAGUUCAAACGUGAUGCUUUAUUCGAAAGAGAAAGAUGUGGUGAGUAGGGUCGGUCAUAAAACCCUCGAAAACGGUAAACGAGUUCGUUAUCUGAUAAAGACCGGAGAAGUUAUUGAUAGUGCAGAGAAUUGGAAGAAAGCUGUAAAAGAGAAAUCGACAGAAUUAGCUCUCAACGCUUAGGAGACGAGUUUCUGUAAUUUUUACAUCAUUUAAUUGAACUCAUGCAGGUUUUCAUUUACGUCAGUUUAAUUCCUUUUUGCAAUUUAUGUAUCGAAGUUGCUCUGGGCACUCUGUUGAGUUCUUAGUUUGAACUUUUUUAGAAAGAAAAAAAAAGUUGGCCAAAUUAAAAUUUUAAAGCAUACUGGAUAUGAUUGUGAAGAUGUGUGUUAUUAAUCUGUUGUUUUUUCUCUGGU
Molecule: messenger RNA, 879 nt
Organism: Erythranthe guttata (spotted monkey flower)
Lineage: Eukaryota; Viridiplantae; Streptophyta; Magnoliopsida; Lamiales; Phrymaceae
Gene: RPL24
Product: Translation protein SH3-like family protein
Biological process (GO): translation
Cellular component (GO): ribosome
Molecular function (GO): structural constituent of ribosome; RNA binding
Source: RefSeq, a predicted model, not a curated record